CCUACCUACCUCAGUUGUCCUUGUCCUUACACAGUCUUUUCAGCGUUUAAGCAUCAGCAGAGCGUUCGGUACCGAUCAUUCCCAAGUCCACAGUCUCUCUGAUUAUGCCGAAGCGCCUGAAACCCACAGCCGACAACUCUCACUUACUCGCAUAGUACUGCGAGAAUCCCACGAAUCCAAUAUUACUUCCUGCAGUCCCCCGAUAUGCCUUCGCGAAUGGUGGAGUCUACUUGGGACUUUGGUCACGCUCUGGCCCUUAUCGACGAUACGGAAUAUGAAGAUCCAGGCGGCGGUGAUCAAGAAGAGGAGGAGGCUACUGAUGUCAAGAGAGGGGCCCUGGGGGACUUUGGCAAGCUGUUCGAGCUCCUUGAUCACCCAGGCCUCCCUCCGGAGACCUCAGAAACAACCAGCGAGGAAUAUACAUCUGCGGUUGAAGAACAGAAAGUUCCUCAAUUAUUAUUAGACUUGUCGUCGGACCAAUCAGACGCCAGCGAGAGGCUUGCGCACACUGUACAGCUCUUUGGCGCCGCCAGGAGUGCCUCAACAGGUGGAGCAACAACAGCAGGUGUACCGUCUGCUCAGCCCGUAGAGGAUGUGACGACUAAGACGCAGCGAAGAAAGGCCAAGAAACGAGCACAAUUCGAACAGAAAGCUCUUGCGAAGAAUUACAUUUCUGACACCGAUGAGCCAACGCAGGUAGCCAACGCCGCUAUCACUCCGCUGCGAAGGCCCCUGAGCUUUCCCUCAGUUCCGCAGUCUGCUCCUCCGAAGCCAAGGACAACCCUGUUUCCUUCAGCUAUCCAAGGACCGCGGAACCAGACGAAGACACAAGCACUUAUUUCUGACUUUUAUGGAACCGGAAUGUUGCAAAUAGAGCAACGCCCCCAGACUCUCGAUCCUUUCCAGCGUGACACUCCAACGCAGGUUGAGGGGCCAGUCCCCAUUCUCAAUCACGCGUUUCUUGCAGCAUACGGUUUUAAUUUCGGUAUCGAUCGUCAUAUCCUCCUGGCAUCCAGAAUUCGACAGCGUUUCCCUCAAGACCAGUAUUGGCUCCUUGCGCCAAUGCAGCUUACUAUACCUAUGAACGGUAUUCAUGUGUUUGUAGACGCGUCGAAUAUCAUCAUUGGCUUCUACCAUGAAGUGAAGCGCUUACUCGGCUACCCGAAGGGUCUCCGCAACGAAGACCUGCAUAUUUCCUUUGAUUCUUUAGCGCUCUUGAUGGAACGGCGGCGCCCUGUUUCAAAGCGCGUGUUGGUGGGCAGUAAGCCCGAGCUACCUGCCUUCGAGACCGCGCGGAAGAUCGGCUAUGAAACUCACAUCCUCGAUCGAGUCCUCAAAAUCCGGGAACUCACCGAAAGACAGAAGUACUUCCAGCAGCAGGACCUCAGGACGAAGCCACGGCGGCGCCCCAUUGCUUAUGGCAUUAGCUCAGACAGCCCCUUUGAAACAUACGCCGAGCCGAAAGCACCGCAGCUUCCCCAGCAGGAGGAAAAGUGGGUCGAGCAGGGCGUCGACGAGCUUCUGCACCUGAAAAUGGUGCAGAGUCUGCUUGACGCGUCAGAUGAGCCUGGGACCAUCGUCUUAGCCACCGGCGAUGCUGCGGAAGCGGAGUACUCGGACGGUUUCAAGGAGAACGUCGAACGGGCGUUGAAGAAGGGUUGGAAGGUGGAGCUGUACAGUUGGGCCAAGAACAUCAGUAACGAGUACCGGAAACCAUCCUUUACGAAUAUGUGGAGGCCCGGACAGUUUCAGAUCUUUGAGCUUGAUGAAUUCGCUCGAGACCUGUUGGAAUGCUGAUUGAUAUGGGAUGGGGAUGCUGUGUGUGCUUGCUUAUGUAGCUUGUAGAGGCCGAAAGGUCUCGUUAUAGGCGUAGCUAGCUUGGAUUGUGGAGGGUAGGUAAUACUGCCUGAGGCGAUCUUGUAUAGCGAAAGCAAUGAUUCAGCACACUUUGAUCACAUUUCUCCCCGCAGUGUAUUGUGACGACACCGUCUGAGGUGGCUCAGCCUGUUUACUGAUCAUGCAAGCUGAUGACUUUCUGUCCCGUUUGAAGGCGUGAAAGUAUGUUGAGGGGCUUCAGACGGCGCUGGAGAGGUGUAGCUAGCUGCACAGAACUUCAUAUCAUUUAAAUG
Molecule: messenger RNA, 2129 nt
Organism: Mytilinidion resinicola
Lineage: Eukaryota; Fungi; Ascomycota; Dothideomycetes; Mytilinidiales; Mytilinidiaceae
Exons: 2
Coding region: 205-1797 (530 amino acids)
Biological process (GO): protein import into nucleus
Cellular component (GO): nucleus
Molecular function (GO): guanyl-nucleotide exchange factor activity; small GTPase binding
Source: RefSeq, a predicted model, not a curated record